Messenger RNA from Aphis gossypii (cotton aphid), 2603 nucleotides. RefSeq lists its product as uncharacterized. The transcript has 2 exons. Bases 147 to 515 code for a protein of 122 amino acids. Lineage: Eukaryota; Metazoa; Arthropoda; Insecta; Hemiptera; Aphididae. The record is from RefSeq and is a predicted model, not a curated record.
AAACACUAAACAGCAAUAUAUUUUGAUUAACUUUUGAUAUAUUAAUAUUUUUUUACAAGAAAUCAUUUAAAAAAGUGUUCUAAUAAUCUUAUUAUAGUUUUUUAUAUUUGUGUAGUGGUUUUAAAAACUCCGAUUAUAUUUUCAAGAUGUCAGACGACGAAGAAAUUACUUACGUAAGAAAACAAAAAACAAUACAUUAUGGUUCAUUAGAAGACCAAGAACGUAUCCGUUUAUCUUCUUUAACUGCCACUGACAGUGAUGGCGAACCAAAAGCUAUUGGAGGAAAUAUCAACGUGUCCAAUGGUAAUAAUAUUAUCCUAAGUCCUGUGGCUGUCCAAACACCGCAGCGGUGUCGUGUCGGACAUGACUACCGACGAAUGGACAGCCCGCAGGCAGGAGGCGGACAAAACCAUUGUAGUGGUCGCCAAGCACAAGACAGGAGACAAAGAGCCCGCUCCGAUCGUACUUCCGCCGAACAUCAACCGUUUGAUGGAAAGGUAAACAAGAAAAAAUAAAAUACAGAAGUAUUAAAAGUUAAUAUGGAUCCUAUAACUACAGUAUAUUCAGUUAAUGAAGAAAAAGAGUUAGUUGCUUACCUCAAAUUAAUGAAAAGAAGACAUUUUGUUCUAAGUUCAGGGGAUUUUAGAAAACUGGCCAUCUUGCAAUGAAAAAUAAUAAAAAUCAUAAUUUUACUAAUGGUAAAAAAGAAGCUGGUUAUGAAUGGCUCAAAGGAUUUUUUUAGAGGUAUUCAGACUUAUCAUUUCGAGUACCAGAAAAAACAUCAGCAGCCAGAGCUAUGGGUUUAGUGAUUACAACAUUUUUUCGUAAGCUGGGUGAAGUGCUUGAUAAAUACAAAUUUCAAUCAGAUUGAAUUUUCAACUGUGAUGCACCUGGAAUUAGUUAUGUGCCGAAACCCAAAUCCAAAAUCUUAGAUUCAAAUAGUCGUAAACAAGUUAGAUUUCUAACAUCAGCAGAACGAGGACAAACAGUAACCGUCGAACUCUACGUAAGUGCUUCAGGCAUCUAUAUGCCCCCAGUGAUGAUAUUUUCCUGAGUACGUACAAAUUUGGAAUAUCUGCAAUUUUCCACCAGGGUUUACUGCUGAAUUCAAUCCAUCAGGUUGGAUGCAAACUGAUAUAUUUUAUAGAUGGCUACAAAAAUUUAUUCAGUUUACUCAUGCUUCUAAGAAUAAUCUAGUUCUAUUAUUACUAGAUGGUCAUGCAUCACAUACUAAAAAUAUAAAUUUGAUAGAUUUCGCUAGAGAAAAUGGUGUAGUGAUGUUAUGUUUUGCUCCUCAUUGUGCACACCGCCUAAGCCUUUGGAUGUUGGAGUGAUGAAACCAAUAUCUACUUAUUACGAUACAAGUCACCAAUUGGUUGAGAUCGAAUAUUCCAAAAGUAGUAACCUUAAAAGACAUAGGAGAAAUAUUUGGAAAGACAUUUAUGUAAGCAGCAACAAUGUCAACAGCAAUUAAUUCCUUAAUUUCUUCUACCACAAUUGUAUUUCUCUGUGGUACACUUCUUAUGGUUAACAUUGACGUAAUUCCAUUUUCAUUCAAUCUCCAGUUCAGUGGCAUUAUUUCACCAUAUCUUCAAAAUCAAAAGUCCCUGAUGGCGAGUAAAUCUAUUAAAGCUAUGCUCUUUCUAAAAAUAAUGUAAGUUAACGAUUUUACCAUAACUUUAAUUUCUGAAGUUUUUGGUUGUAAUAAAAAUGGUUUUUGUAAACACCUGAAAACUAAAGAUACAAUUCCAAAUGCAUUUUUUACUACCCUUCUUACUCUACUAAGCCGGGGUGGGUUUAAGGGGGGGCUAAGGGGGAAAUAGCCCCCUCCCUUGGGACUAAGCUAACUAUUUUACAAAGUCAAGUAUUAUGAUAUAUUGAUAAAAAAUAUAAAAAUAUCGUUAAUCGUCAUUGAUAAAUGUGAUUAUUUAAUAUUUAUGCUUCAGGCUAUUUUUAGAUUGUUUUUUAAUAUGCUCUAACUUAGAGAAUUCAAGAGUUCAAGGUCAAAAGCAAACCAUGGUUUAGUUUUUCUUUUUCAAAGUCUUGCAGCAAACUUCACACAGCAAAUGUGACACAGCAGUCUUCGCUUCAAAUUGUCCUGUUAAAGUAACAUGUAUAAAUAUCAAUUAGAAUCUUAUAUUAUGUAACAUUCAGUAGUAAUUUUUGGUUUUAACUUUUAUAAUUUGUGUAUUAUAUUAUUUUAUGUUGCAUAUAUUAUUUAACCAUUGUCUAUUUUGGGAAGUGCAAGUCUAUGUUGCAGAAGUUAUGAUAAAUUAGAUAACUAUAUGUUUAAUAUAACCAAUACAAUUAUAACUUAUAAGCAACUUAACUCAUUAAACACUAUAAUUUUGGCCUAUGAUAAAUCUUUGAUGUUUUCAUUGUAAAUGUAAUUUUUGGAAACAACUCAAAUUAUAUUUUAUUUAAUAUACAAAAUACUAUUAAAAUUGAACUAAUGUCCCCAUAAAAAAAAAUCAAGUGGUGUAAUAUCUGGAGAUCUUGCUGGCCAUUCAAUGGGACCAUAAGUGCCAAGCCAUUUUCCCUCAUAUACCCGAUUCAAGUAAUCUCGAACAAUAUGCGCAUUAUGAGCAGGAGCUCCGUCCUGC